Molecule: messenger RNA, 1631 nt
Organism: Closterium sp. NIES-67
Lineage: Eukaryota; Viridiplantae; Streptophyta; Zygnematophyceae; Desmidiales; Closteriaceae
Source: the annotation of a GenBank genome assembly
UUCGUUAGCCGUCAUGGCUGCUGUCUCCGCAUUCUCCGCGGGCACUUGCGCCAAUGCCUGCUCGCUAACCCGUCAGCUCGAACAUGUCGCCUUCCGGCCACGGCUUGCCUCACCCCUCACCAUUUCUCCGGGUUUUCCGGAGAGAAAGCAAUGGUUGCGCGAAGCAGGAAAUCACAGAAUCUCUGUCCGCAGAGCAUUGCGCGGGCGCGGCAAGACCGCUCAAGGAGGCGGAAGCCUAGUGUCCGUGGAGCUGAGCGCGGCGGAGGCGGAGCAGGGCGGCAGGGGAGCGCGGGCGAUGGUGGAAGGGGAGAGGCCGGAAGACGCGGCUUUCAUGCGACGCGCGCUGGAGCUGUCGAGGCGGGCCCUGGGGCGCACGUCGCCGAACCCCAUGGUGGGGUGUGUGAUUGUGAAGGACGGCGCCAUUGUGGGAGAAGGCUGGCACCCCAAGGCGGGCGAGCCGCACGCGGAGGUGUUCGCGCUGAAAGCAGCGGGCCACGCAGCAGCGGGGGCGACGGCGUACGUGACGCUGGAGCCGUGCAGCCACCACGGGCGCACGCCGCCCUGCAGCCAGGCGCUGGUGCGCGCGCGCGUGCAGCGCGUGGUGGUGGGGACCAGCGACCCCAACCCGCUGGUGGGCGGGGAGGGCAUUCGCAUGCUGCGGCGGGCGAAGGUUGACGUGGUGGUGGGCGUGGAGGAGGAGGCGUGCCGGCGCAACGUCGAGGCGUUCAUGUUUAAGAUCACCAACCAGCGCCCUUACUCUAUUCUGCGGUACUCCCUCUCUCUCUCGGGCUCGCUCCUGCCGUCCAUCGGCACCUCGGGUUGUGCGGCCGGCAGCUACCGCAGCCAGCUCCUGGCAGAGUACGACGCUGCUGUCAUCACAGACUCCGACCUGCUCGCCGCCUCUGCUGCCGAUGCCGACCCCUCUCCUGACCUCUCGGCCAGCCCUGCCACCCUGCUGUCCUCCGAGCCUGACUGUCAGCAGCCUCUGCGCGUGGUCAUCGCUCGCUCCCUCGCCCAUCUCCCCCGCUCCACUCCCAUCUUCGACACCUCGCUUGCUCCCACGCUCGUGGUCACUGACGAGUCUGCUGUCGUGGCUGACGUCAGCACGGCGUCAGCGACAGGGCAGGCGGCGUCAGAGCAGUGGUUGAGGGGAUGCGGGGUGGAUCUGGUGGUGCUGCCAGAUGGUUUCUCCCCCUCGAACGUCAUGGAGCUGUGCGAGGAGCGCAACUGUAACUCCGUGCUGUGGGACUGGCAUCCACUCAUGCAAGGCGCAGCCGCCAGUAGCAGCAGCAGCAGUGGCAGUUCCAGUGGCAGUGAGGGCUGGUCGCUGGGCAGCUGGCUGAUGGAGGAUGACGCAGUGGAGAAGGUGGUGGUGGCGCUCUCACCUGUGCUGGGUGGUAGUGUGCCUGGGACAGGAAGCAGCACAGGCGGUUGGCUUGAGGGUGAAGCGGGAGCUCUGUCCCGUUUGCGUGGUCUCCGUGCACAUGUGUGUGGUCAGGAUGUCAUCGUAGAGGGCUAUGUUGAGAAAUAAUUCGUGAUUCUCUGGGUUCAAACAAAGCUUUUGCUGUUUGUGAUCACAGGAAAGUGCUGACUGUGCUGCCAUUUUUGCUGGAUUUCCAGCUUCUUGAGUG